ACGGUGUGUUCACGAGCUUUACGUAGUAAUAUAAAAACAACAUGGACGCUACAUUGAUAUACGUCGUAUAACCGUGUAACCCAUAAGUAGUAGGUCACUUAAUAUCCGGAGAAACUAGCGGUUACCACCGAGUUGAUGUUCCGGCUUUAGGGACUGUUUGAGUACAUUUUCUACGGUCUAAUUCUCAUUUCUUCGAUUGUUUCUCGUCACGUGAACGCAGAGGGAUUCUACUGCUUGAUGUGAGCUAGCCACAUCCCACCUUGGAGAUCAACAGCCCGCACUGUUGUAGCCUUUAAUAUUAAGAGUUUAUGAUUUAAAGAACAAGCUUUGGUCAGUGUAGCUGUCUAUAAGUUACAGUUCGGUCACUGUUUAUCACUGACUGAGGUUCUUUUACAUCUGGAGCUAGCUAACGGCAGCGUUAGCACAGCCGCAGGUAUGGCGGAGGUUCCCGGGACAUCGAGUGAGACGAUAACGGAGACCGUUCAGACCGGCACGCCGCCGCCGCCCCAGCAGGAGGGACGCAGCCUGACCAUCAAACUGAGGAAGAGGAAGACGGAGAAGAAGGUGGAGUGGUCAAGUGACACUGUUGACAACGAACACCUUGGGAGAAGAUCCUCAAAGUGCUGCUGUAUCUAUGAGAAGCCCCGACAGUUUGGAGAGUCGUCCUCUGAGAGCGAGGGAGAGGAUGAUGACGAAGGCUGCGGCAGUGCUCACUGCAUCCUUGGUCACGGCAGGAGAGACCACGGACAGAGGGGGGGCCGGGGGGCCACAGGGCCCCCCAACUCUGGAGGGGCUCACACACACUAAUGAGGCUGACAGAGGGGGGGUGAGGGGUUUGUCACACAUCAUUCAAACUGCACUCUGUCUUUAGUUUAGCUCCAUCAGUGGUGGUAGGGGGGGGGGGGCAGCCCGUAUGCUUCGUUCAGUGACCAGUUAAAAAGUCAGAAAGUCCAACUGCUGCUCUGAAACAACCUGAGUCAUUCAGUUAACAGCAGAGAGCAUGCUCAGUGUCUAACCAGCUAAAAGAUCACGUGUAACAUGAGUGAAGACGACACGCUCAGGUUAAAAAUUCUUCACAGUCUACUGAAGGAGAAGAGCUGUGAUUAAUACAGACUUUCUGCAUGUUUUAGUUCUGUCAUCACACAUACCACAAAUCCUUCCAAAAAGUUAAAAAGGAAUCAUCAGCUUUCCUAAUUUUAGGACUUUGGUCGUAAAUGCAGUUUGUGUCAAGCCUAAGUCUCAUUUUGGUGCCCAGAUAUGUAUAUUAGUAACAUGUACCACUUUAGGUAGAGGAGUUCACAUUUACUUAUUUUACUGACCAACAUUAAUAUAUGGAUGUAAAACACAAAUUAAAAGAGUGCCACAUCUUCAUGUUAUUCUCAAGUGUGGUAUUAAUGUAGAUGUUAGUUAUGAAAUAAACAGACUUCAAACAUGUCAUGACAUUUUCAGGUCACCUGCUUGUGACCUGUCAAUCCUGGCUAGUCCCGCCUUAACUCUUCCCCUGCUUCCUGGUCUCUGGGACUCUAAAUUGGACCAUAAUUUACUAAAUGAGAGAUUGCGAACAUAAACUCAUUUGGAUAGUGUUUACUGGGGGAAUAAAUCAGCUGAGAAGGAGGACAAUUUUCUCAUGGACUGCUUUACAAUCAGACAAACAGGGCCGUCCUCUUCUGGAAAUUAAAAUGAUGCAGGUUUGAGGCACUACAGGAGAAUAUGUUUGCUUCUUAUAGACAGUCUGUGCUUAUGAAGGAGCUGAGACAUGCAGAAACAGCAGGUAGAUGCUGAUACAUUUUCAUUAAAUUAGAUUAUUUCAAACCUUUUCCCCUCCCAGCAGCUGAAUACUGGUUGAUAUUGUUUCAAACAUAAUCAGAGGUUAAACAUAAUUGCUGACAGUUUCACAGGAAGCAGUCAGCUGCCCCUGUAACAGUCUGGAGCUCUGUGGUAAAUGUUGAUCAGCAGUAAUGUAAAGUGAUUGGUCAUAAAUGAGUUAAAAGCAUCCUGAGUGCAGAGCUUAGAGACUCCAUCAGUGUAACCCAAACAGACUCCUUGUUGUGCAGCGUGUUUGACUUUCUGACUGUGAAGCGUCUGAGCAGCUCACAGAGAGAAACAUGAGACAAUGACAGUGUUUUUAUGACUUUAUUUAUUCUCUGGUCUUAAAUCUGCUGAUUCUUGAUGUGCAGUCUUAGUGAGACAGACGAUCUCACUUUAAGUAAUAUAACUGAUUUAAUUAAGCAGACACAUGAUUGACUUUGUUCUCUGACUGACAGAAGGAUGCUGUUUUUUGUAGUUUACAUUUGCUUGGUUGAUUUUUAUCUGAAAGUUUCCUCUGGACAAUCCUGCACAUCUUUCAGUGUUUUUAAUGAGAGACAUCAGAGCGGAGGAGAGAGAAGCUCCACAAAGGAUGAAUAAGGACAGUUCUUAUUUUAAUUUUUGCAACAUUUCACUUAAAUAAUAACAGUUAGAUUCUCUGACAAUUGUGUGAAGAUGCAGCUUUAAGUAUCAGACUGUACAUAGAGUGUGUAACAGGAUCACGCUAACAUGGCGGACAGGACAGGUCGGGUGAGAUGAGGUGAAGGUGAAGGUGCAUGCCUGCAGUGACUCACCUGUCGCAGCCUCCACCCUCCUCCUCAACCUGAGACAUGUCUCACAGCAGUGUGUGUAACUCAGCUCAUUAUCCAACACUUUGUGUAUUAUUAUCUACACACAUUGUUACAUAUGUACAUCGUUCUUGUAAUGCACCUUUCUGUAUAUACUGUUGAACAUAAUGAGAGCAGAUUUAACGUGAAAUAAAGUUUUCAACUGUGAUUAAACUGA
Notolabrus celidotus (New Zealand spotty) is the source of this 2811-nucleotide messenger RNA. It is a transcript of the gene ppp1r11, whose product is annotated as protein phosphatase 1, regulatory (inhibitor) subunit 11. Gene Ontology annotation, cellular component: nucleus. Gene Ontology annotation, molecular function: protein serine/threonine phosphatase inhibitor activity; protein phosphatase 1 binding. Lineage: Eukaryota; Metazoa; Chordata; Actinopteri; Labriformes; Labridae. The transcript has 3 exons. Bases 436 to 807 code for a protein of 123 amino acids. The record is from RefSeq and is a predicted model, not a curated record.